AUGGCGGCAGAUUUGAGUGUCGUCAAUGCUGUUGUUGUUAUUCAGGUAAAUCAAAUAGAAACCAUUGUCCCAAGACAACUUUGUAGAUUACUAAGUUGUACAAGAUUAUCUAAAUAUUGUCUUGUUUGUAUGCCCAUCAACAGGCACAAAUUCGAGGAUUCCUAGUUCGUAAAAAACUCCAAGAAGUCCGUAAGGAAUUUGAAGAAGUUCUACAAGAGUUAGAAAGCGACGUAAAAUUCGUGUGCUGGAAGAAAAAGGAUUUAGCGAUACCCCUGGUAACUUCCGAUCCCAAAUUAUUUAAGAGCACAAAUGAUGAAUCAAACCUUGUUAGCAGAGAAAAUGACAAUGAAAUAACAAGGAAACAAGGUUUAUUGAAGGGGGGAUUGCGUAGUUGUAGUAACGUCGACGAGACCGGUGGUCAUUCACUUGGAAAUGAAAUACUAAAUGAAUUACAUACCGAUCAAGUUGAAAAAGAGGAAAUUAUAGACCAUGACGGAACUAUACCGGAAAGAACUUCAAGAUCUGCAAGAUGUGAUGAUGAUUUUCGAAAGAACCUGGAAUUUCUUCCUGAGAAUGAGGUGGUCGAAAUGGAGGUAACCGAAAUGGAAAGUGGAAGCGAGAAAAGGCCUCACCCUGCAGAAAAAAGACUUGAAAGGCGAGAAGAUUUAGGUGGUCAUGAAGAAUUCGAAGAGAGAGGAUAUGAUUUGGGGGCUGAUAGAUUACCCCAAGAAAGAACGUUGUAUUCUUCUUCAGAUAUUCCUUUAAAUGGCGCUAUCAAUCCUCUGUUGUCCAGUAACGAGGAGUUAAAGGGAAAAGAACAUAACAAUGGAUCUAAAGCAUCGCCCAUGGAUUUGGGGCAAAGGAGAUCUUAUUUGAGGGAUCAGGCACUUCUCAGUGAUAGUUGGAUGAGUGACAGAUCAUUUGGUAAGCUAACAAUUAACAGCCGCUGUUUACAGUUAUACAGUGUGGGACAAUGUUAAUUUAAAACUUUUAGACAGAUAAAAAUAGAUGGGGCUGUAAGGACUUAAGCCCAUUUUUCACCAAAAUUAAAAGAAUUCUUUUUUGAUCAUAGUACAGUGGAACCCCGUUAAUACAGCAGGGUUCUCAAUAGAAGGCGGCACCCGGCGAUUGAUCGCCGCUUACUUUGGGAUUUAUAGCCGCUUACUUUGUGUUUAAGUCGCUUUUCUUUGCUUUGUUUUGACACCUCUGGCUUUGCUGAAGAGCCUCCUACUUUAUCAGUGAUCACCUCCUACUUAAAAAUCUAUUGAGAACCCUGUACAGACACCAACAGGACACGCUAUAGUGUCCGUAUUAAGUGGAUUAAUUUUAGAGAAAAUAUAUAACCCUCUAUUUUGUCGGGACAAACUGUCUGUCAUAUACAGUUUUCAGUAUAAGCUGUUCCCGGGGGGGGACUCCCAUAUGAAACAGACGGGGAUGCUCGUCGGAAAUUUUGAAUUUAACCCUGAAAGGAGACCAUCUGUGCGUGGCUCAAGCAAAUUUUGACCCCUUAAAGAGACCGCUUAAAAACACACAAAUACGACAUGCAACGAGUAAGACAUAAUCAUCGAAUGCUUUUAUCUAAAAGUAGUUUUUAAAAGCAUUGUCAUAAAUCUCAAGCUCUUCGCAGAGCCCUAAACGAGACCUCGGCGGCUUAAAAUAUUGGCGCUUUGCCCGGAACACCCUAAGCGAGACCAAAAUCCAAAAUUUACACCCCUAAGCGAGACGACGAGCAUCCCCGUCUGUUUCAUAUGGGAGUUCCCCCCCCCCCCGGGAAGCUGGUGUCCGUACAGCAGGGGUUCACUGCACUGUUUAUGUGGCAUUUUUGUACUUUAUGAUUAUCAGUGACAAGAGUGCUUUGUUUAAACCAUAGAGGGGGGUACUCCGGAUUUCAAGUGAUGGGGGUCAUUGAAUAGAGGCAAAAAUCAAAAUGCAAAAAAAUUCCUCAGGGCUUCCAACAAAACCCAAACAAUAUCCAAAAAUUAACCCCCCAAAAAUCCCAUGCCAAAGUUCCCAUCCCUAGCAAGUUCGGUUGUACAUUUCUGCAGAACUAGAACACGGCGCAAUAUGUGAGCUAUACCAUGAAUCUUCAGAUUGUUUUGAAUACCCCCAAAAAACUUCCAUCAUCCUCAUCACUUGAAAUCCGAAGUAGCUUCCCCCCCACGCCUUGGGCAUUUAAAAAGCUAAUUUUGAGGGUCUAUUCCUCAAGCAAGGUUAUGUAUAAAAUCCUAAGACAAAUGCAUGUUAUGAUUUGGGAACAGGUUAAUUUUUGUUAAUGAAGGUUGGGGAGAUGGGGGGUGAGGUUAAGGGGUACUGGUACUGCAAAAGAGACAGUCUGCACAUUUUUCCAGAGGCUUGUACCUCUGAACAUGCUAUAGAUUAGCCUGCAUAGCAAGCAUUAAUUUGUUUUACCAGGGUGUUCAUUAGGCAUCGGAGAUUGGAGAAUUCUCUGUUUACAAUGAAAAAUUCUCCUGCUAACGUUCGGUAGCCUGUGACUAUUUUUAUUCAGAUGAGGAGUCUCUUUCAAAAUAUUUCUCUUGUAACAUUACCCCUUUCCCCACACUCCUGCUUCUAGAAUUCUUAAUGAAAACCCUGUUUUACACUGUAGACAUGCAAUACAUUGUUUUAUUUCUGCCCAUCAAUCCGGUGUUGUACGUGUCUCUUGUCAGAUCCAGUGGAAGAUGACAAAACAACAGCAUUUACCGACCUUCCCACUGAUCCUGUUAAACUACGUGAACUUAGAGAUCACAUUGGAAUGGAACUACUUUGGACAGAGCAAGCAAUACAAAGUAGAAAAAAGGUAAGAGCCAAGACUCCUUUAUUAUCCAAUACUACAUAUUUUCCUUACCAACCAUGCUUCUAGUACAAGCAUGUGGUAAUGGUGAGAUCAUGCAAAUGAGUCUCACUCAAAACACGGAGGGGUAAUAUUUAGAAUAAAAGUUUAGUGUACACUUUUAACAAGUGCACUCUCACGAGAAGGUCAUAAUAUUUCCUGACACGAACACUGAAACUCGAUCCUUGAUCAUCGUGACGCGAGACUCCAUCCUCAAAAGUUUUGAGAAUCGAGAAUCAACUCUUGAGAAUCGAGUCUCAAGGAUCGAGACACGGGUGACUGUCAACUCACUUUUAAGUGGUACUGUAUGUAUCUUUCAUUCUAACUUUCGAAUCUGUGGACAAAAUCCUAUCAUAAGAACCUUUUUGUAGUAAAAGAACAGGAAACAUUGAGGUAUCUCUAGUCUUCAAAUCGUACAGUGCAGUCAAUACAGUUCACAUAUAACACGGCGUCAAUUUCAAGUGAGCACCUUCCAGUGGUUGGUCGUUUGAUAUAGUUUGACUGCAUUGUGUGACCGGAAGAUGCCAUUAUCCUCCAUUCAUGUUAUCAUUCAAAUGAAACUUCAGUGGCAGAACUUUUGCAUCAUAAGAUUUAACAAAAAGAAAUAAGGAAUUUUUUGGCAAGAAGGGUGGUGGGGGGGUGAAUUUCCACUCUGGCCUCUGUUAAAAGUGAAAGAGAACUCUCCAUUUCUCUCCUGGUUUACACUUUGUGCCAGUACCAGUGGUGUUUGUUGAGAUCAUUACUAUGCAUGGCUGAUUAGUUGUUACGGUUGUUGUUUUCAGUACCUGAAUUUAAGAAAGGACCUAUCACAUCAAGAGUGUGGCUCUGAUUGA
This is a messenger RNA of Porites lobata, 3663 nucleotides long. The record is from the annotation of a GenBank genome assembly. Lineage: Eukaryota; Metazoa; Cnidaria; Anthozoa; Scleractinia; Poritidae.